CUUUUUUUGAGUUUUCAAGAUUGGUUCCUUGGUGAUACCUUUUACUGUCAGACAUUGUAAUGAAACUUUAGGCUAUAAAAUCACCUGGUCUGACCAGAAAGCACCCAUGAGAACUUGUUACAUGCAUUUCAGGGCUUGUGGUUUACGUAAACUACUCAACUGAAUACUAUGCAUGCGUGCAUCCUCGCUUGUCCUGCGCACUGAGGGCUGACCAGCCAGCCCUUCCAUCUCCUCUCAGAUCCUCCUCUCUCUCACUUCUGGGGGGGAAGAGGAGAGCAGUUUUAGGCAGACGGACAGUUGCGAGGCCAAUAUCGGCUCAGGGCAGAUUGAUAAAAAAAACAAAAAACUUCUGGAAGUGGUGGCUGAGAAGCUGUCGCUGUUUGUUUUUUUCAAACAGGGAAUGACUAUCCUUUUACUUGAAGUUGUUUGCACCAUAACCGGUUUUGAGGAGGCGGUGAGGCGCGGCGGCGGAUGGGAACAUACAGCAACAGCAGCAGCAGCGCCAAACUCACAAUGCGCCCGGAGUGAACAGAGGCAGGGAGACAAUACGGAUCCGCGGGCACGCUGAGGAGCUGCACUCUCUCAUCUGGGCUCUCUUUUUCUUUUCAAAACCUUUUCUAGAGUGCCAUUUCCCCAGUCUCCGGCUGAUUCAUUGAUUAAUUGAGACAAAAUUGACUUCGCGACGAGGGCAAGUGGUUUGAUCUCCAAACUCAGCCAUGACGUCUCCGGCGAAAUUCCGAAAGGACAAGGAGAUAGUGGCCGAAUAUGAAACUCAAGUUAAAGAGAUCCGUGCACAGCUGGUGGAGCAGCUCAAGUGUCUGGACCAGCAGUGCGAGCUGAGGGUGCAGCUGCUGCAAGACCUGCAGGACUUCUUCAGAAAGAAGGCUGAGAUCGAGGUGGACUACAGCCGCAACCUCGAGAAGCUGGCCGAGAGGUUCCUCACCAAGACACGCAGUACCAAGGACCAUCUACUCAAGAAGGAGCAGAGCAUUUUAUCCCCAGUGAACUGCUGGAACUUGCUGCUGCUUCAGGUGAAGAGGGAGAGCCGUGACCAUGCCACCCUGUCCGACCUCUACCUCAACAACAUCAUUCCCCGCUUCGCACAGAUCAGCGAAGACUCGGGACGCCUCUUCAAGAAGAGCAAAGAGGUUGGAUUACAGCUGCAAGAGGACCUAAUGAAAGUUCUUAAUGAGCUUUACACGGUGAUGAAGACGUAUCACAUGUACAACACCGACAGCAUCAACGCUGAGUCCAAGCUGAAGGAGGCGGAGAAGCAGGAGGAGAAGCAGAUGGGACGCUCCGGUCGACAAGACGACCGGCAGACGCCCCGCUCCCCAGACACCUUGGCGAGCAUGAAGAGCGACGAAAAACCCGUCCGACGCUCCAGUGUCAAAAAAAUUGAGAAGAUGAAGGAGAAGAGACAAGCUAAGUACACAGAGAACAGACUGAAAGCCAUCAAGGCCAGGAAUGAGUACCUGCUUGCUCUUGAGGCUACCAACAGCUGCGUCUUCAAAUAUUACAUCCACGACCUGUCCGACAUCAUUGACUGCUGUGACCUAGGUUACCAUGCCAGCCUGCAUCGCGCCCUGAGGACCUACCUAUCUGCAGAACAGAAUGUAGAGACGUCCAAACACUCGGGCUUGGAAACACUGGAGGGAGCCACAGAGAGUCUGGAGGCCAACGGGGACAAACAGAAACUGAUGGAGACCUACAACAAUGUCUUCUGUCCCCCUGCUCGCUUUGACUUCCAGUCUCACAUGGGAGACACGAUGGGAGUGAUGUGUGCACAGCAGCCGUUGGAAGGCGAGCUGCUCCAGAGGUGUCAGCAGCUGCAGUCCCGCCUAUCCACGCUCAAGAUUGAAAAUGAAGAGGUGAAGAAAACCAUGGAGGCCACUCUGUCCACCAUCCAAGACAUGGUGACGGUGGAGGACUACGACGUCUCCGAGUGCUUCCACCACAGCAACAGCAUGGAGUCGGUCAAGUCCACUUUCAGUGAAUCCUAUCUCAGCAAGCCCAGCCUGGCCAAACGACGGGCCAACCAGCAGGAGACGGAGCAGUUUUACUUCACGAAGCUGAAGGAGUUUCUGGAAGGCAGGAACCUGAUCACCAAGCUGGAGGCCAAGCGUGACCUCAUCGACAAGACCCUGGGAGAGAGUCAGAAGACUGACUGUUGCCCUGCCAGUGGACGGAGGAACUCGUCAGUACGGAAGCAGGACUCCAGUGAAGCCAUUCCUCUGAUGGUCGAGAGCUGCAUCCGCUUCAUCAGUCGCCAUGGUCUGCAGCAUGAAGGCAUCUUCAGAGUGUCAGGCUCUCAGGUGGAGGUCAAUGACAUCAAGAAUGCCUUUGAGAGAGGUGAGGACCCGCUGGCCGGAGACCAGAAUGACCACGACAUGGACUCCAUUGCUGGCGUCCUGAAGCUCUACUUCAGAGGACUGGACCACGCCCUGUUCCCUAAGGAAGUCUUCCAUGACCUCAUAUCCUGUGUCUCGAUGGAGAGCCUCCAGGAGCGGGCAGUCCACAUUAAGAAAGUUCUGCAAUCUCUGCCAAGCAAAACCCUCAUCAUCAUGAGAUACUUAUUCGCCUUCCUCAACCACUUGUCUCAGUACAGCGAGGAGAACAUGAUGGACCCCUACAACUUGGCCAUCUGUUUUGGUCCCACCCUGAUGUCUGUCCCCGAGGGCCACGACCAGGUCUCUUGUCAGGCCCACGUCAACGAGCUCAUUAAAACUAUCAUCAUCCACCAUGACACCAUUUUCCCUGGACUGCAGGACCUGCAGGGCCCCAUCUACACCAUCCCUGGAGCUGGAGAUGACUUCUGUGACAGUCCACACUGUGAGCCCCCGCUUGUGGAAGAGCCUGCACCUGACACCGUCUCAGUCAGCCACAACAGCGAAGACGGCUCCUUGGCUGUUUCAGAGUCUGACCCAUUCGAGGCCAUCGCUCGGUUUGACUACUCUGGCCGGACUAGUCGGGAGCUAUCAUUCAAGAAGGGUGCAUCUCUGCUCCUGUACCAGCGAGCCUCCGACGACUGGUGGGAGGGACGACACAACGGAGUGGAUGGACUGGUGCCACACCAGUACAUUGUGGUGCAAGACACGUCUGACGGGGGCAGGGGAAGUCCAAAGCCUGAUGUGGACAGCAGGGACCUGCUGGAGGAGAGGGUGUCUACUCGCGGCAGCGCUGCCUCUCCUACUGGAGCUCAUGUGGCCGACAUCUACCUAGCCAACCUCCAGAAGAUGAGGAAACGUCCAGAGUCCGGGAACAUCCGGAGAACGUUCCGGAGCUCAGACAGCGACAGUACCGGCUCAGGAGCCAGCGGAGGAGGAGGAGGCGUGAGAACAGCAUCUCUUCCUGUUGGUGCUGCUCUGGUGAAAGAAACUGGAGACAAACGACCCGUCAGCGCUCACUGCAUCCUCAACUCAGUCGCUCGCCACUCGUCUCUUAAGACCAAGGUGGAGAGUCCACAAUUACGAAAGACGACUCCAGCAGGGCGCUCUAAGAGCUUCAGCAACCACAGACCACUGGACCCUGAAGUCUUACCCCCCGUAGAGCCCAACUCACAGGACAUGGAUGCUACAAUGAGCUCUGCACUGACUGAGCUCAGUAAGUUGGAGAGACAAAGCACGUCGAAACACACACACACCCCUGACGUGGUCCUGGACACACUGGAGCAGCUGAAAGGUGUGGGUGGCGGAGGAGUAGGAGGAGGCGCCUCAGAGCCCUCCAGUCCACUCCACUCCCGUCUGUUACGGGACAGCGAGGGGGGCUCCUCGCACGCCCACCCACUCCAGCGCAGCGCCUCCUCCGCCAGUGACGUGCCCUCCUCCUUCCGCCCGGCCAAGAGCCAGCCGCGGAGCCCUCUUCCCUCAGCCACAUCCCCCUCUCUCUCCUCUUCCUCCCUCUCCUCAUCUGUACCUUCCUUUAGAGAGCUGCGCCCCCCAGCAACAAGGCCCAAGCCGGUGGUGUUUCCAAAGAGCGGAGGAGGUGGCAGUCCAGCCAUGGGUUCGCCAACCUCUACUGUGCCCCCUACUACUCCUCCUCCACCCACAGGGCACACACACUCUCUCCCACACACUCCCCCUCCCCCUCCUCCACCCCAGUCUAAUGACAAAUCCUGUCCAGCUUAGGACUCUCCCAGUCUGAUCCACGAUACUGAUUCUUUCAAACUCUUGGACUCUUACAGCUCUUCUACCAGGUGCAGAAAGCACUUCACUUUGUUUCACUCAAGACCUAACCCACUACGCAUGUGUAGCAUUCACUUGUUGGUGUCCAGGCGAGUUCUUAAAACGCCAUGUUCCCUUUAGAUUGUUGAGUUUUUUCUGCCCUCUCCUGGCAGCUCUGCUUGCUACAGGUCAACCAUCACGGGAUGUAGCUUAGUGAACACCCUUCAAAGACACUUCUUUUUCUUUGCCACCUCAGAGAUUCCAGGCUUCGCUGGAUUUUAAAAUCUUGUACAAGGGAACAGGACUCAGGACGGACACCUGCAGACCUACAACUUACGUACACUAGUUUGUGAUGUUUGAAAUUGUGUUUGAGUGAGCGUGCAAGAGUGUUACUUGCCUUUACACACAGAUCUAAGUGAGGAACAAAAAGCACUGUUUGAUUUUUGUAUAGUAGACAUGACAGUUUCUCUUUUCUUUUUAGUGACCCACGACUAGCGGACUGGAAGGGAGUGUUUGAUUCCUGAGAAUAGACUGUGAAAUGCUAAGCUUUCAUUGUGUGUAGAAAUGAAAGUCACUCACUUGCUGCUUCAGAAGUGGAAGACUGCAGAUAAAAGUGGACUUUUGGUUGAUGAUGAAAGGAAAAAAAAAAAAAAACUGGGCCAAAUAUCAGUGAAGUCAUGUGAUCCAGAGCUUUAUUUUAUCUCUUCCUCCGGUGUUUGAUAUGUUGGUGAUUUUUUUUUAAUUAUUAUUAUUAUUGUUGUUCAGUACUAGUACCAACAACAACAGGAGCAUAGCAGGAGUCAGUGUUCUCCAAAACAACAGUCAUUCUAAACGCAAAUAUAGCAAUAAAGAUAAUGAAAGCUGGUAGUUUGAGGCAUUAUGCUGCUUCCCUCCUGCAGCUCUAUUGUGUUUGUAGAGGACCACUGAAACCCAGCAUUUUUUAUAGGUAAUGUUGGACUUUAAACACACACGCACACACAUUUUCUCCAAAUGCGUGUGCGGCGGUGUUUUUUGGCAGCUAAACGCCUUUCAGGUUUUCCUUGCAUGCUGGGGCCAUAAACAGCAGCCAUAGCGGCGAGCUGGCUGAUUGCAUCAGUUUAUAUAUCUGCAGUACCAGCUACAGGAUGACUUCAAACAAAGUCUUGCUCCUUUAACUAUAUACUUCAUACUUAACAGUAAAAAAAAAAAGGGUUUUAUUAUUCUAAUGGUGUGUAUGUAUGUGUUAUAAUCAUGAUGAUAACUGGAAGCGUGGAGCUGAGGAUCCUCCUGAGUGCAUUUAGAUAGCACAACCAACCACCUCAUCCAAUGCGUUCUUAAGCAAACUUUGCUUUUAUUAUUGUUUUUUUUUUCCAGUUUAUGAGUUUAUUAAUGCUCAGAAUCUGUAACGGUAAAAUGUUGAACUGUGUAGCUGUCUGGAUGUGUGCAUGUGUGCGCGCAUCUGUAUGAGCAUGUGUGGAUGUAGAGCACGUGUGUAUGCACCUCACCCCAACCCCCACCUCUCAUGAAGGGAUGACACCCGACAGCGACUGUCUGGAGACGCCCACAGGAAAACACCUGUCCCGUGUGCUGAAUGCAUGUGCGCUGUGUACUUGUGACCACAUUUUUUUUCUUUUUUUUAAUAGAAAUCUGCAGAGAUGCAUGAAAUCUGAAGUCUUCAGUCGCUGCUGUAACAACACCAGUGGCAGACCAGCUUUAAACAGAAAGAUAAUGAGGAAACCCAAAUCCAAGGACUUAAACUUUUCUUUUUUUUGGGGGGGGGGUUAUUUACUAAAAUGUACCUUCACAAAAAUUAGAUCUGAUGAUGAAUUUCAGAACAUGUAUGGAUAAUUUUGCAAACUCUGACUUCAAAAGUACCUGCCAUUCAGGGUAGAUAAAGCCUUUUUUGUUUAGUUUCACCUUCUUGAAAAAGCAUUGAACUAAUUUUCCAUAGAUGUCCUAAUAUUCCCCUUCACCUCAACCCUUCACCCAGAAAUACAGCACACACUGCAUUCCUGUACUAUCUCUACCGGGUAAUGAAUUAGAACUGUUAAGGUUUUUUAAUAAUCUAUGUUUACUGUUACUGUGUAUUACCUGGUGUAUUUGUGUUGCUCUUACCUCAUCGUGACAACUGUGGGGGUGGGGUGGGGGGUGGUGAUGAUGUGUCUUUGUGGCGAGAGAUGAACUCGCCUUAUCAAAGCACACACACACGCUCACACAUACAGACGUGCAUGUGGUUGGUUGGUGUGUUUUGUCCUGGCUGUGCUGUCAAGGGGAGCUGGGACCUUCUUCGAUCUCAAAUCAAUCAUCGUGCACUUGAACAAUUUGGCUUGCGUGUGGACUAACUGUGUGGGGAUGAUUUUGUCAGAAUUGAAUAUUGUUAAAUAUGCAUUUUUGUGUCCAUUUGAAAACAGCAGAACUAAAAAAAAAAAAAGAGACUGUAAUGUCAAAUCUAUUUAUAGUUGUCUCUGUAUUACUGGAGAAUCCUGUGUUCAGAUGUACUUUGUAUAUACAAUGUUGUACAUUACAGAGGUACACUCUUUUUUGGUACAAUAUUGUACAGUAAUAGCAAUAGUAGUUUAAUCAAAUAGGCCUUAUAUAAUUCUAUGUGUAGUUCUUGUAGUAGAUCAGUUUUUUUUUUUUUAAAUAAACAUUGCUUGCUAUAUAAA
Scatophagus argus is the source of this 6808-nucleotide messenger RNA. It is a transcript of the gene srgap2, whose product is annotated as SLIT-ROBO Rho GTPase activating protein 2. Gene Ontology annotation, cellular component: cytoplasm. Gene Ontology annotation, biological process: negative regulation of cell migration; signal transduction. Bases 717 to 4127 code for a protein of 1136 amino acids. The record is from RefSeq and is a predicted model, not a curated record. Gene Ontology annotation, molecular function: protein binding. The transcript is spliced from 23 exons. NCBI's taxonomy places the organism in Eukaryota, Metazoa, Chordata, Actinopteri, Scatophagidae.